GCGGGGACCCGGAAGGACAAAGCGCGAGGCAGCCGGGGCCGCGGGGCGCGAGGCUCCCUAGCAACGGGCCCCAGCGGGACUUCCAUGGAGACGGGGCCGCUCCUCCUCCUCCUCUUCCUCCUCCGCUCCUCACGGAUGUGAUCUUCAUGGUGUGCUUGUGGGGAAGCUGAGUUUUUCAACCACCCCAAUGGAUGCAGACAGCGACGUUGCAUUGGACAUUUUAAUUACAAACGUAGUCUGUGUUUUUAGAACAAGAUGUCAUUUGAACUUGAGGAAGAUAGCUUUGGAGGGAGCUAAUGUGAUUUACAAGCGUGAUGUUGGAAAAGUAUUAAUGAAGCUUAGAAAACCUAGAAUCACGGCCACAAUUUGGUCCUCAGGAAAAAUUAUCUGCACCGGAGCCACAAGUGAAGAAGAAGCUAAGUUUGGUGCCAGACGACUAGCCCGCAGUUUGCAGAAACUAGGUUUUCAGGUAAUAUUCACAGAUUUUAGAGUUGUUAAUGUUUUGGCAGUGUGUAAUAUGCCUUUUGAAAUCCGAUUGCCAGAGUUCACCAAGAAAAACCGACCUCAUGCCAGUUAUGAACCAGAACUUCAUCCUGCAGUGUGCUACCGAAUAAAAACCCUAAGAGCUACGUUACAGAUUUUUUCAACAGGAAGUAUCACAGUAACAGGGCCAAGUGUAAAGGCUGUUGCUACGGCUGUGGAACAGAUCUAUCCCUUCGUGUUUGAGAGCAGAAAAUAAAUUUUUUAAGAUUCACCACUUCGUUGGUUAGGUUUCCUAACUGAGCACCUUUUAAAAACUGCUGCACAUUGGACUCAAAGCAAAAGGAAAGCAGGACCAACCGUAACCGAGGAAACAGACUCUUAUUUGUUCGUAGCCCCACUGUAAGUGCCAGUCCCUUUGGGUUUGAUUUGGAACAGUGCUGUAGUAGAAAGAGAGAAGUUUACAAAGACAUGAAAUUGCUGCUUUUACAAAGGACAUUCUAUUUAUUUUCGCAGUAAUUCUUGUGUCCUAUUAAGCAGAGCUGUCACGGUGUGCACUACCCUUAAAACAUUUUUUUUUUUUCAGUUUGAGCUAAUGUGUUUUAUUUGUGAAUAGUCUUUUACAUUUUUGUAAGCUGAAUAUGGGCACCAAAGAAGCUGUAAACGUUAUCUUUUUCAAUUGAUGAAUGUGCACAAAUAAAGGUUUCAAAAAUAUUCUCUCUUCAUACCUGUUCUAUUACCUUUCUUCUCCCUUUUCUAUUAACUGAAAUUGUAUUAUUCAAAGUUCAUUUUUUUAACUAUGCAAAUUUAGUCUUUUGCUGAAGUGUUUUUGGCUUCCAUUUGAAGUGUAUUUUGUAUAUAUGCCACUUGUGUACAGUAUGUUCUUAAUGCUGUGUUACCAAAUGUUAAAUAGAAACUUUCUUGCUAUUGGAAAUUUUAAAAAAUGUAUAUAAACUGUAGGUAAUAGAGUAGAGCUUUAUAGAUAUGUAAAACAUAAUGGCUUACAUUGUUGACUUUUUAAAGAUAUGCUAGAGAAUGUGAAAUCCCUUCGAAUGUCAAGAAAAACUAGUUUUCACCGGGAAGGUUGUUACCUAUGGGCCGGCUGGGACAGAGCAUCAAAGUUGAGUGGCAGCUCUCGUUUACGUGUGUUACCUUGGAGGUCGGUUAGCCUCAAUUGAAAGAAAGCGGUUCCCUGGGUCAGUUAUCGUAGGCCAGGGCCAGGCAUUCUCUUCUUCAAGCAUGGUAGAUGAUUGAUAAAGUUGUGUUGUCCUCACGAAUUGCCUGCAGGCCUCUGAGCUUGGCUCUGUUAGGCAGUUUUAAUGGGGUUCAGCAUAGACUUGAAAGCCAUUUAGUGAGACAUGUCUUUCCCCCUCGCUGCAUCUUUCUUCAUGGAGCCAGAGCACUGAUGACAAUUUAGUUCAGUCAAGUGAAAAUGCUACUCAUUCAAGUUACAAUAAAUAUGCAUCUGUGACCUGGUGUCCUUUUGGCUACAUCCCUGAGCAGUGGAAUGGAGUCUAGUAGUAAUGUUCUUCCCUUACACCAUACCAGUUGUGUGUAAAGAAGAAGUUGGGUUAGCUCUGAGCUCAAUGGACAGUGUGCAACUUAGUCUUCCACUAAGGCAAGACGAUUAAUGUGUAAUGAAACGUGAAAAAUAAUCAAAAGAACUCACUUGGCUAUCCAGUGGAGCUCCAUUGAAACCCUCUCUCUGUGCACUGUAUUGUUUGAAGGCUUAACUUCUUCAAAUUAGUUGCACGAGGCUAUAUAAGCUGCAGUGUUUUACUUUUCCUCUGUCUCUUCUUCCCCACGAGCUCUCUCCUCCCACCCCCUUCCUAAAAAUGCAGAGGGGCACAGUUGGUUUUAAAAUAAAGUUCUUUCCUUUGGGCCUGACACUUGAGGAUGAUUGUGAAUCAGACUGUUUGUCAGCUCAUUUCUGCUUUGCUCUUUAUAAUGCAUUUCACAUGUUUGUUUCCUUCUGAAUACAGCAGGGUGAAAAAGGUAUUACAGGUUCUGUACUGCUAUUUGAGAAUACAAAUUUUCAUGUUAAUGUGGCCACCUGAUACUCAGCACUUACAUGAAUGUUAAUUUCAAUAAAAUAAAUUAAUAGGACUUGAGGAAGCUAGGCUACUCAGUCCAACGAU
Molecule: messenger RNA, 2618 nt
Organism: Ornithorhynchus anatinus (platypus)
Lineage: Eukaryota; Metazoa; Chordata; Mammalia; Monotremata; Ornithorhynchidae
Gene: TBPL1
Product: TATA-box binding protein like 1
Exons: 7
Coding region: 188-739 (183 amino acids)
Biological process (GO): DNA-templated transcription initiation
Molecular function (GO): general transcription initiation factor activity; DNA binding
Source: RefSeq, a predicted model, not a curated record